AUGUUAUCAACGAUCAUUACGAAGUUUUGUUCAAUUCAAUCAUGUGAACAAAAGAUUGAUGUACAUUGUUACCACUGUGAAAAUGAUAUGUGUGGCGAACAUUUUUUCGAACAUCAGCAAUUAUUAAACUUUCAAAAUGAACCGUUAUUGAUUGAUACACUCAAUGAACUUGUUGAUCAGACAAAUCGUUUAUCCCUAUCAACAAACAGGAUGGCAGCAAAAGUAUUAGGAACUGAAGAAAUAACAAAUGAUAGCGACGAUUUUAAAAAACAAAUUAUCAAACAAAAAUCGAAAUCAAAUAGAAAAAAAAAAUCUUUUCAAACGAGGAAAAAGGCAACACUAAAAGUGAAAGUUCUUCAAGAUAGUAGUACAAAUCAUUUUUAUAAUUUACGUACGCGAAAAACUAUAAAUAAACGUACAUCACUAGGAUCAAAAGGUCAUAAUACUGCUCUUCGAUUAACCGAUAGUGAUAAUUCGUGUACAACAAUAUUAAGAAGUGGAUCAACGAGACAAGGCAAAAAAUGUAAUCGAAAACUUCCAUGUCCUUAUCAUAGUUAUAUAUUUUAUGAAUGA
Didymodactylos carnosus is the source of this 573-nucleotide messenger RNA. The record is from the annotation of a GenBank genome assembly. Lineage: Eukaryota; Metazoa; Rotifera; Eurotatoria; Philodinida; Philodinidae.